AUGGUUUCUGCAAUCUCAAAAACUAUCAAGUUCAAUCCUCAAACUGACAAGCUAAUUACCGUAGCAGCUGGAUGUUUCUGGGGUACUGAGCACAUUUAUCGAAAGUACUUCGGUAGCAAGCUCGUUGAUUGCAAAGUGGGUUUUUCGAACGGCACAGAGGGUGCUAAAGAUGAUGAUGAUUCCAUUUCAUACAAGCGUGUUUGCAAGGGUGAUACCAAUUUUGCAGAAGUUUUGCAAAUAUCUUACGAUCCCAAGGUUGUCAGCUUGAAAGAGUUGGUGGAUUUCUUCUUUCGUAUUCAUGACCCCACAACAUUGAAUUCACAGGGCCCCGACACUGGCACACAAUACAGAAGCGCAUUGUUCGCUAACUCCGAAGCAGAUCUUAAGGAAUGUCUUAAGCUCAAGGAGCAAUGGCAGCCAAAGUGGGGAAACAAGAUUGUUACCGAGGUAGCACUCUGCACAAACUUCUACGACGCUGAGGAAUUUCAUCAAUUAUACCUUGACAGAAAUCCCACAGGAUACGCCUGCCCAACCCACUACGUAAGGAAUUUAUGA
Lachancea fermentati is the source of this 555-nucleotide messenger RNA. The record is from the annotation of a GenBank genome assembly. Lineage: Eukaryota; Fungi; Ascomycota; Saccharomycetes; Saccharomycetales; Saccharomycetaceae.